This is a messenger RNA of Perognathus longimembris pacificus (Pacific pocket mouse), 2600 nucleotides long. It is a transcript of the gene Polh, whose product is annotated as DNA polymerase eta. Gene Ontology annotation, biological process: error-prone translesion synthesis; response to radiation. Gene Ontology annotation, molecular function: DNA-directed DNA polymerase activity; damaged DNA binding. The transcript has 11 exons. Gene Ontology annotation, cellular component: replication fork; site of double-strand break; nucleus. NCBI's taxonomy places the organism in Eukaryota, Metazoa, Chordata, Mammalia, Rodentia, Heteromyidae. The coding region runs from base 196 to 2316 and encodes 706 amino acids. The record is from RefSeq and is a predicted model, not a curated record.
UUGGCCGGAUCUCCCCGGGACUUGCGGCCGUUGUCCCGGCCGGGAUCCUUGGCGACGCCGGCUCGCACUCAACGCUGUCACGCAGAGCAAGUCCCGCCCGAGCUCUCCCGGCCUCUGGGAAGGCGGCCGGAGGCUGUGGGCGCCCUCGAGCCCGCGGCGUCCGCGGCCCGUCGGCAGCUCUGACAGGAAAAAAAAAUGGCUCCUGGACAGGAUCGAGUGGUUGCUCUGGUGGACAUGGACUGUUUUUUUGUUCAAGUAGAGCAACGGCAAAAUCCUCAUUUGAAGAAUAAACCUUGUGCAGUGGUACAGUAUAAAACAUGGAAAGGUGGCGGAAUUAUUGCAGUGAGUUAUGAAGCUCGUGCAUUUGGAGUCACUAGAAACAUGUGGGCAAAUGAUGCUAAGAAAUUAUGUCCAGAUCUUCUACUGGCACAAGUCCGUGAGUGCCGUGGAAAAGCUAACCUCACCAAGUACCGAGAAGCCAGUGUUGAAGUGAUGCAGAUAAUGUCUCGUUUUGCUAUCAUUGAACGUGCCAGCAUCGAUGAAGCUUACGUAGAUCUGACUAGUGCCGUACAAGAGAGACUUCAGAAGUUGCAGGGUCAGCCUAUCUUGGCAGACUGGCUGCCAAGCACUUACAUUGAAGGAUUGCCUCAAGGUCUUCCAACAGCAGAAGAGGCUGUUCAGAAAGAGGAAAUGCGAAAACAAGGCUUACUUCAGUGGCUGGAUUCUCUUGAGAUUGGUACCAGCAGCUCUCCAGAUGUGCGGCUCACCGUAGGGGCAGUGAUUGUGGAGGAAAUGAGAGCAGCCAUAGAGAGGCAGACUGGUUUCCAGUGUUCAGCUGGAAUUUCCCACAACAAGGUCCUGGCGAAGCUAGCCUGUGGUCUAAACAAACCAAACCGCCAGACUCUGGUCUCACAUGGGUCAGUGCCGAAGCUCUUCAGCCAAAUGCCAAUUCACAAAAUCCGUAGUCUGGGAGGAAAGCUUGGGGCCUCUGUCAUUGAAAUCCUAGGAGUAGAAUACAUGGGUGAACUAACCCAGUUCACGGAAUCCCAGCUACAGAGUCAUUUUGGAGAGAAGAAUGGGUCUUGGUUAUAUGCCAUGUGCCGAGGGAUUGAACACGAUCCAGUUAAGCCCAGGCAGCUACCCAAAACCAUUGGCUGUAGCAAGAAUUUCCCAGGGAAAACAGCUCUGGCUACGCGGGAACAGGUGCAGUGGUGGCUCCUACAAUUAGCCCAAGAACUAGAGGAGAGAUUGACCAAAGACCGAAUUGAUAAUGACAGAGUGGCCACCCAGCUGGUUGUGAGCAUUCGUGUGCAAGGAGACAAGCGUCUCAGCAGCCUGCGCCGUUGCUGCGCCCUUACCUGCUACGAUGCUCACAAGAUGAGCCAGGACGCACUUGCUGUCCUCAGGAACUGCAGUACUGCUGGAACCCACACGGAAUGGUCCCCGCCCCUCACCAUGCUCUUCCUCUGUGCUUCCAAGUUCUCUGCCUCUGCCCCUUCAGCUUGCAAGGACAUCACCGUCUUCUUGAGCAGUGACUCGGCUUCUGUGCCAAAGGUGCCAACGGGCAGCUCAGAAACGAAGACAGAGAGCAGCAGCCAAGCAGUGCCCGCCCUUAAGAAAGCACCUGCCUCUCUGGAAUCGUUCUUCCAGAAAGCUGCAGAAAAGCAGAAGGUCAAAGAGGCUUCACUUUCACCUCUACCUACCACCGCCCCAACCACCACAGGAAGUUCACCUUCCAAGUCCUCCUUAGUUUUCAAAAGCAGCCGAGCUUUAGGAACGGAGUCCUUCUUUAAGCAGAAGAGUCAUCUUUUAAAGCAGAAACAGCUCAUCCGUUCUGCAGCUCCUGAUCGCCCACAGAAUCCCCAGUCCAACUCUGAAGAGCUGCCCCACUGCUUUCCAGCAGAGUGUUCAGGCAAAGGAGCCUCGACACCAGCGCAUUCCACGGCAGCUCCUGCGGGGGGGAAUUUGGCCCAGAACAGCCCAAACCUGCUUGUUUUCUCAGCUUCUGAGUCGCCAGAGGUGGCCCCAAAGGCACCUGCUCCCCCUAGUUUUAUAGCUGCCGAGGACCAGGUCCCCUGUGGGAAGUGUGGCUCCCCCAUACUGGCGUGGGAGAUGCCCGAACACAUGGACUACCAUUUUGCACUGGAAUUGCAGAAGUCCUUCUCGGAGUCCUGUUUCUCAAGGCCCCAGCCUGUUCCGAUCCUGUCUCCUCAAAGCAAAAGAAAUCCCAAGAGCCCCGCGGCCUCCAGGAAUAAGCGCCCCAGGCUUGAGGGCAUGCAGACACUGGAAUCAUUUUUUAAGCCAUUAGCACAGUAGUGCUGCCCUCGGGCUUGCUGUAGGGUUUUCAUAUUUUAUUUAUAACAUCAGGGAAAUGUGGCUACGUUGGUUUCUCAAGGAAAUCCUUAACUAUGAAUUUUUUAACACAAAAAAAUCACAAGUCAGAUAUGGUGGCCCACCAAGGCAGCUGAGACAAGGGGAUAAAGAAUUUGAGGCCAGGGCUGGGAAGGUGGCUUAGCGUAGAGCACUUGCCUAGCACGCAUGAAGCCCUGAGUGUAAUUCCUCAGCACCACCACAUCAGCAGAAAAGUCUGGAAAUGAUGC